Glycine soja is the source of this 1554-nucleotide messenger RNA. RefSeq names its product zinc finger protein 8-like. Gene Ontology annotation, molecular function: DNA-binding transcription factor activity. The record is from RefSeq and is a predicted model, not a curated record. Gene Ontology annotation, biological process: trichome differentiation; response to gibberellin; trichome morphogenesis. Lineage: Eukaryota; Viridiplantae; Streptophyta; Magnoliopsida; Fabales; Fabaceae. The transcript is spliced from 2 exons. Bases 290 to 1303 code for a protein of 337 amino acids.
GUAAAAGGGAGUGAAGGUGGUACUUUGAGAAGGCGAAGCCACUCUCAGACUUUGUGGCCUUGUCAGACUUCACUCUGAGAUGGAUCAGACCCAAUUGUCCAUAGAUCAGUCCCCACUCUCCCUCUGUUUAUAGGACCCACCACAUCCCCCCUCUUCUCCCUCCACACUCAUCACAACACAACACUCUCACACACCUUCAUACACACACUUUUUCACUCCCCCUUGCUUUCUCCAUAUACACACCCUCACAUCACAAUUCACACAACCCUCUCUCCCAUUAUUUCCUCUCAUGGACAAGACAACGUCAACAACAACCUCCGAGAGAGAAACCCACGACUUCAUGAACGUCGACUCGUUCUCCCAACUCCCUUUCAUCCGCCCGGCUCCUCUCCUCAAAGAGAAGCCAGCCAUUCGCCUCUUUGGCAUCGAAUUCGCCGGCGAAAACAACAACAAUAACAACACCUCUGUUGUUGUCGCUUCGGCCGAUGACUCUGAAUCUGUCGAAACAACAACCAACAACAAUAACAACAACAACCUCAACUCAUUCGACCUCGACCCCACCAACAAGGAUGACACCGCCACCGCCACCAAUAGCACGAACGGCGAGAGUAGCCGCCGCUUCGAGUGCCACUACUGCUGCCGCAACUUCCCCACCUCCCAAGCCCUCGGCGGCCACCAGAACGCCCACAAACGCGAACGCCAGCACGCCAAACGCGCGCACCUCCAGUCCACGAUGGUGCAGGGCAGCACCUUCUCCGACGCGCACCACGUCUACAACCUCAUGAACUACCGCUACGGUUCCACUCCACCACCACCACCACCAACAAUGCCUUAUCCAACAUGGAACAACAACAACAACACCACGCGCUUCUACGGAACAACAACGACUUCGUUUUCUCACCACCACCACCACCAACACCAACAACCUAUUAACGGAAGCCCCUUAGCGUUUUGGAGAAUCCCUAAUGGCUCCACCAAUAAUAACAACCCUAGUUUCAGCCACGAGCAUUCGUCGUUGCCGCCUUUGUUCGCGACCGAGGAAAUAGCGAACGUGAGAACCUCGCAGGUUGUCGGAGCCUCGGGGCCAACGCAAAAUCGCUACGUGUAUGACUCGAAACGCGACCGUACUGGGGAAACUGUUUCACACGUGUGGGAUUAUGGAAAGGGUAAGAGACAGUUGUGUGCGCAUGAACAAUUUGUCGAGACACACGUGUGCCGAAAUCCAUCAUAUUGUCCAGGCAGGUGGGGUGAUGAGAGAGGUGGGUUUCUGAUUCAAUGCAAUUGUAAUUGUGAAAGGUCAUGAUGAUAAGGUUUGAUGGGUCUGCUCAAUUUUUGCAGAAAGAAAGUGAUAUUUCCAUGCGAUUAGCAGGCACCAUUGCUCCCCCAAAAUUAAUUAAUUUCUUUCAAAAUUUACAUGUGUGGUGAAUAUAUCUUCCUUUUUCUUUUUUCUUUUUUUGUUUUUCACUCGCUUAUUUACACCAGUGCAAAUUGUAGAUAGAGAAUUAAUGAAAUGACAGGCAUAUGAAUGAAUAUGAAGAAUUGAAGAUUCAUAGA